Molecule: messenger RNA, 601 nt
Organism: Nanorana parkeri
Lineage: Eukaryota; Metazoa; Chordata; Amphibia; Anura; Dicroglossidae
Gene: PTP4A3
Product: protein tyrosine phosphatase type IVA, member 3
Exons: 4
Coding region: 139-567 (142 amino acids)
Biological process (GO): endothelial cell migration; protein dephosphorylation
Cellular component (GO): nucleus
Molecular function (GO): protein tyrosine/serine/threonine phosphatase activity
Source: RefSeq, a predicted model, not a curated record
UUUUUUUUUCUUGGCGUGUUAAGGGAGCCGGCGCUGUUCAGCUUCCUUUGUAUUUUACUCUGAAAUAUUUUGCACAAUAUUUGUGUGUUUUGUACGUUUUUAUCGCCCAGUUUGUACCUUUUUUUUUGAUCUGUCGCCAUGGCACGCAUCAACCGGCCAGCUCCAGUGGAAGUCUGCUAUAAAAAUAUGCGUUUUCUUAUCACCCACAAUCCCACCAACGCCACAAUGAACACCUUCAUCGAGGAUUGGCCGUUCGAUGAUGGAGCGUCUCCCCCCAGCAAAGUUGUGGAUGAUUGGUUGAAUCUGCUGAAAGCGAAAUUCUGUGAAGAUCCCGGGUGCUGUGUAGCCGUUCACUGCGUGGCCGGACUGGGCAGAGCCCCCGUCCUAGUCGCGCUCGCCCUUAUCGAGAGCGGAAUGAAGUACGAAGACGCCAUUCAGUUCAUCCGGCAGAAACGGCGGGGCGCCAUCAACAGCAAGCAGCUGACGUACCUGGAGAAAUACCGGCCAAAGCAGAGGCUACGGUUCAAGGACCCUCACAAUCACAAGAACAAGUGCUGCAUCAUGUAACCGCUGUGACACACCUACAGACCCCUACACACCU